Achroia grisella is the source of this 996-nucleotide messenger RNA. It is a transcript of the gene Surf6, whose product is annotated as surfeit locus protein 6 homolog. Bases 78 to 941 code for a protein of 287 amino acids. Gene Ontology annotation, cellular component: nucleolus. Gene Ontology annotation, biological process: ribosomal large subunit biogenesis; ribosomal small subunit biogenesis. The transcript is spliced from 4 exons. Gene Ontology annotation, molecular function: DNA binding; RNA binding. The record is from RefSeq and is a predicted model, not a curated record. Lineage: Eukaryota; Metazoa; Arthropoda; Insecta; Lepidoptera; Pyralidae.
UAAUAUCCUUUCGUUUUACAGAUUUGUUCAACAAUUUUACACAACUAAAUCAAGUACAGUUUUCAAAUCUUGUUAUCAUGUUUCAACAUAACAAAGUAAAAACGAAAAAAUUAAGAAAUCAAUUAGCAAAAGAAUUGAGUUUUGUGAAAAAUGUUUUUUCAAUGUUGUCCAUACCACUGCAAAUGAGAAAUGACGAUGAAGACCUGGAUCUUGAACUAGGCCAAAAGUCUACAGACAAUGAAUGUACUAAAGAUUUACCUAAAAGAGCUUUUACCAUAGCUGAACUGGAAGAAAAAUUGGAAAAGAUGAAGUCAGCAAACAAAUUUACACUUAAAAACAAAUUAGCAAAGAAAAGUUUGAACAGCAAACUUAACAAAAAGAUGAAAAAGAAAGAACGCCUGAAGAUAAAAAGUGUUAAAACUUCUAAUGGCCUGGCUAUGGUUGAAAACAGUGUAUUAGAAAAAACUGAAUCUAAAAAAGUUAAUAUAGCAAAACCAGUUUUUAACAAUGAUGGUAAAUUAGUAUUUUCCAAGUUUGAUUUUGCUAAUAUUGGCCAAAGAGAUAAAAUCACAAAAGUUGGAAAAGAUCCUCAAAAGAUUUUGAAUAACUUAAAGCAACAGGAGGAGAAAAUAAGAAGAUUAGAAGAGACUGAAAAUGACAAAGCUAAGGAGUUUAAGGAAAAGGUGGCAUGGAAAAAUGUGUUAGAAAAGGCUGAUGGACAAAAAGUAAAAGAUGACCCAUCUCUAUUAAAGAAGUCUAUUAAAAAAAUGGAGCAAAAGAAAAAACUCAGCAAAAAACAGUGGGACAGCCGAAUUAAGAAUGUAGAACAAAAGAAGGACGAACGGCAAAAGAAGAGGAAAGAAAACAUUGGUAAAAAGAAGAAAGAUAAAAAAGCGAAGGUUGUAAAAGCCGCCAUUAAAAGAGGUCGUGUCGUUAUUUGAAAUAUUUUUAAUAUAAGUCAAACUGUAAAAGAAUAAAAAAUAUAUUAAAAUGCAU